AUGUCUUCUGGUCGCAUUGCAAGGUCAUCCACAAAUUGGGCUCACUUACAUCGUCAUUGCCCCAAGCACCAGCUGGAACAAUUUAGAGACCUCAAAACCAAAACCGAUGGCUUAGUUUCGAGAAUAUCGUGUUUACCAGAGAAGCUUCCGGAAAUCAAUUGGGACCAUUAUCAGAAAGUAGUGCCCGUUCCAGGUCUUGUUGACAAGUUCAAGAAAGAAUAUAUGUCAUUGCAAGUACCGGCUCCCACUGAUUCGAAAAAUCUUGGUAAGAUGGUGGAUGCUCAAGCAACGAAAAUGACUUCAAUGGCAAAAAAGCACAUUGCGUACUGCGAAAGUAUGAAAGUUGAUGCGAACAAAAUGAAAAAGGCCCUGGAAAAGUUGCCCCCUUUUGACGAGAUGAUUCCAGAAAUCGUUAUGGCUUACUUCCCGAACACCAACAUGGACCCGUUUUUCACAGGAGAAGUCCCUAAGCUUGCGACGCAAACAGUGCUUCAAAACACCGCUCCAAAGGUUCAUUGGGACUUCAGUUAG
Mesocestoides corti is the source of this 531-nucleotide messenger RNA. NCBI's taxonomy places the organism in Eukaryota, Metazoa, Platyhelminthes, Cestoda, Cyclophyllidea, Mesocestoididae. The record is from the annotation of a GenBank genome assembly.